AAGAAUAUCGCUUAUGUAUUUAGUGCCGCAUUAUACACUUAGCGGGGUUUCAUGUCCUAACGAAGUUUUUUUUUUGAGAAAUUUUCAUGAUUCCUGGCAAAGGAAAUAUAAUUUUUAAUAUUUUGGAAUAAUCGCAUAAUUAACCAUGUCGUGAUGUUUGGUCAAAAUUCACAAUCACUACGACAACCGCCGAACUCCUCCUUCUACAUCAGGGACAUUCUAGGACCUGAUUCCAGGCCCAUUGGGACGGCGGAAAAGUUCCCGGAAUAUGAGCACCUCCACAGGGACCAGUCCAUGACCACUUACCCCCCGGGCCCUUACCCUAGUCACGUGAUGCAGCAUCAACCCCUGGUCCCCUCCUCCAGGGCACAUUCUCUGGCCUACAGAGGUAAUUUAGGCUUUCCUAUGGAAUCGUUACUGGACCUGCAGGACACGAGCUCUCUACCGAUUCCGCUUCCGGUCUACAUCCGAUCCCGCUCCCCCGGGGAGACCGCGGGAUUCCUGAAACCCAAGAAGUGCCGGCGGAGUCGUACGGUGUUUACCGAGCUGCAGCUGAUAGGUCUGGAGAAGAGGUUCGAGUCCCAGAAGUACCUGUCCACACCUGACCGGCUAGAGCUGGCCGACUCCCUCGGGCUGUCACAGGUCCAGGUCAAAACCUGGUAUCAGAACCGACGCAUGAAGUGGAAAAAAGCCUCUAAGCAGCGAGUAAUUGUCUGA
Saccostrea cuccullata (small rock oyster) is the source of this 717-nucleotide messenger RNA. Its product is annotated as homeobox protein BarH-like 1. Gene Ontology annotation, biological process: regulation of DNA-templated transcription. NCBI's taxonomy places the organism in Eukaryota, Metazoa, Mollusca, Bivalvia, Ostreida, Ostreidae. The coding region runs from base 154 to 717 and encodes 187 amino acids. The record is from RefSeq and is a predicted model, not a curated record. The transcript is spliced from 3 exons. Gene Ontology annotation, molecular function: DNA binding; DNA-binding transcription factor activity, RNA polymerase II-specific.